Messenger RNA from Stylophora pistillata, 633 nucleotides. RefSeq lists its product as uncharacterized. The record is from RefSeq and is a predicted model, not a curated record. Gene Ontology annotation, molecular function: G protein-coupled receptor activity. Gene Ontology annotation, cellular component: plasma membrane. Lineage: Eukaryota; Metazoa; Cnidaria; Anthozoa; Scleractinia; Pocilloporidae. Gene Ontology annotation, biological process: G protein-coupled receptor signaling pathway; cell surface receptor signaling pathway.
AUGGGGUCAGUGAUCGUAGGGUGUGUGUACAAGGAUCUUCACGAACUACUGCUGACACAUCAAUCUGUUGGGAAUGAAACUGACAAUACAAGGUUUGUGAACACCAGGAUAAUGACCGCAGAUAUGGAUCCUAAGCCGGAAAAACUACAACAGGAUGUCGUCUUGAAGUUCAGAAGCCUGGAGGUCGUGGAGGCAGAGAAGCGUUGCGUGUUUUGGAGCGGCUAUAGCAAGAGUCCAGACGGGUUCACUGGCGAGGGUUGUCAUGUAGAUUCAGCGAAGAGCAACUCAGCGGAAACAGUUUGUAGAUGCAAUCAUUUGACUUACUUUGCUGUCUUAGUUGACUUUGACAAUGGUGACACAAAGGUAUUUUUUAAAAUUAUGUCUGUAUUUUCGAGUGUACUUACAAGUAGUUCAUCCGUUUGGUCAAUUGAUUAACUCUUUAUUUUUUGUAUCUAAUUUCUAAUACAGCUCACCAAGAAGGACGGAACUAUUCUGGAGACAAUCACUUACGUAGGAUUAAGCCUUUCCAUCAUCGGGAUGCUUUUGACAAUCAUCCUGUAUUCUUUCCUCACGGAUGUUCGUCAACCUCUGUCACAAAUACGUUUAAGCCUUUCUGCGUCCCUCGGAGCUGUA